AUGAUCAUCAAGCCCACAUCCCCAGACGGACUAAUCAUCUAUAAUGGUUACACGUUGGAUCGCAGAGGUGAUUUCCUUAUGCUGACAAUGAGUGGUGGACAUUUGGAAUUCCGUUUUGAUCUGGGCACAGGUCCAGCCAUCAUCAGGAGUCCCCAAGCAGUGACCUUGGGCCAAUGGCACAUUGUCAAAAUUAGCCGGACUGGACGCGAUGGAAUUCUGGAAGUAGAUGACCAACCUCGAGCUGAGGGUCUUUCCCAAGGAGCUUAUACCCAGCUGACGCUCCUUCAAGACCUGUUUAUUGGUGGACACCAGAAUUUCGAUGAAACUUCCAAAUAUGCCAACAUCUCUACAUCUUUUUCUGGGUGCAUUCAAAAAGUUGUGAUAAAUGAAAAACCGCUGAAACUUUUUGAUGCUGCUAUCAAUGGGGUAAACGUUGGCAACUGUGACCAUCCAUGUCAGGGUAAACCCUGUAUGAACAAUGGGGUCUGCGUGCCGGAACAUGACGACUAUACAUGUUACUGUCCACUUGGAUUUCAAGGGAACAACUGUCACCAAGGUAAGUAA
This is a messenger RNA of Acanthosepion pharaonis, 564 nucleotides long. Lineage: Eukaryota; Metazoa; Mollusca; Cephalopoda; Sepiida; Sepiidae. The record is from the annotation of a GenBank genome assembly.